CGACUCGUCUCUCUCUCUCUCUUUUCUCUGUGGCCUAAGGGCUUUGUUUCCGCGAACGAGCGAAACCCUAGAUUCGGCCAUAUCCGUCAAGACAAGAAGAUGCUGCGAGCUGCAGGGAGGAGGUUUUUGUCUCUCUCGCAGAGAUCUUCGACUGCGUCUUCCUUCGCCCUCUCUCGAAACCUCCCCAGCUUCGAUGGCGGCGACGCCUCUUCCUUCCGCAGAUCUGAAUCUUCUCCUGAUCCGUUCUGUUUCAAUUCCGACCUCCAAAGCCUUAUCAGAGGGUUCUCUUCUCAAGCCAUCAGCCAAGGACAGGAGGUAGGUUUCAUUUCCGACAUCCCCGCAACUGUCGAAGCUGUCAAAACUCCAAACUCGAAGAUCGUCUAUGACGAGCACAAUCACGAGCGCUACCCGCCUGGUGACCCGAGCAAGAGGGCAUUCGCCUAUUUUGUCUUGUCGGGCGGGAGAUUUGUGUAUGCCUCUGUGAUCCGGCUUCUGGUCCUUAAGCUUGUCCUGAGCAUGUCAGCCAGUAAAGACGUCCUUGCCCUCGCAUCCCUCGAGGUUGAUCUCUCCAGCAUCGAGCCAGGAACUACCGUCACGGUCAAGUGGCGAGGGAAACCCGUCUUCAUCAGGCGAAGGACAGAAGACGACAUCAACCUAGCCAACAGCGUGGAUCUGGCUUCUCUCAGGGACCCGCAAGAAGACUCGGCUCGGGUCAAGAACCCGGAAUGGCUAGUCGUGGUCGGAGUCUGCACCCACUUGGGCUGCAUCCCUUUGCCAAACGCUGGUGACUAUGGCGGCUGGUUCUGUCCGUGUCACGGUUCACAUUACGAUAUCUCUGGCAGAAUCCGAAAGGGUCCUGCUCCGUUCAACUUGGAAGUGCCGACCUACAGCUUCUUGGAGGAGAAUAAGCUGCUCGUCGGUUAGUGUUUUCUGAAAAUUCAGACAAAUUGUCAAAGGUGAAGCUGUUUUGUUUUGUUCUUUAUCGUUUUUUGAUGGUGAUGGCGACAAGGUUUGUCUUUGUUUCGACUGAAUAAUACAACUGCUCAUUUGUUGAACAGAUUCCUCUGUUUUUGUUUCAGAAAAUCCGAUAUUCUCUGAUUUAA
Messenger RNA from Tarenaya hassleriana, 1103 nucleotides. RefSeq names its product cytochrome b-c1 complex subunit Rieske-4, mitochondrial-like. Gene Ontology annotation, biological process: mitochondrial electron transport, ubiquinol to cytochrome c. Bases 100 to 924 code for a protein of 274 amino acids. NCBI's taxonomy places the organism in Eukaryota, Viridiplantae, Streptophyta, Magnoliopsida, Brassicales, Cleomaceae. The transcript has 2 exons. Gene Ontology annotation, molecular function: quinol-cytochrome-c reductase activity; 2 iron, 2 sulfur cluster binding. The record is from RefSeq and is a predicted model, not a curated record. Gene Ontology annotation, cellular component: membrane.